AUGCCUGUUGCAAACUUUAAAAAACUUCAAGAGAAACUCCUUCUAAGCCACCAAAAAGAUGGGAAGAGGAAAAGGAAUGGCAGUGAUUUCCCUGUAUCACAGACCAAGAAAAAACUUCAGGCUCGAAUCUGUUUGCUGCUGGUGGAGUUGUGCGAAAGGUUUACUUUUUUUGCCAUCGUCUGUAAUAUGAUUAUUUUUUGCACUGUAAAGCUAGGCUACCACAACUACCAGGCAGUCAUUGUGAACCUCAGUUUCAUUGGGACUUCCAUGCUCACACCUGUGUUUGUGGGAUGGCUGGCUGACACCUGUCUAGAGAGGACCAGACUGGCAUAUGUUUGCUCAGUUCUACAUUUUGUGGGCACUGCUAUACUACCUGUUGUUGCUUUUCCCUCAGAAGAUUUCUAUGUAGACUCUCACUAUAUGAUUCACAGCCUACCUAAAAAGGAACAAAAUAUCCUGUUCUAUUUAGGACUAAUGGCAACCUGCCUUGGAACUGGAGGAAUAAGAAACAUUGUCUGUCCACUAAGUUCUUACAGACUUCAGGAACAUGAACCUAAGAAACUAAUGUCUUUUUUUACCUGGUGCAAUUGGCUGAUGAAUCUAAAUGCAGUUAUUGCCUUUCUGGGAAUAUGUUAUGUCCAGCAAUCAGUGGCCAGAAAUUUUGUUUUCCUUAUUCCAUUUAUGUCGAUGCUUAUGGCUCUGAUUACUAUUCACAUGGUACACAGUGAACUAAUUUACAAACCAGAAAAAGGUGGCUCCCUACUGACAAUUUGGGGAGUAUUUUUUAAUGCACUGAAAAUGUGCUGUCUGAAAUAUAACCAUAUUGGCCCCAAUGUGCCUAGCUGGUUAGAUCGGGCUAAGGAAAACAAUGGUGGCUGGUACAGUGAACUUCAGGUGGAACACACAAAAUCGCUCUUCAGGCUUUUUCCUCUCUUUGUUUUUCAGCUUUUAUAUCGAGUCUGCAUUAUGCAGAUUCCUUCAGGAUAUUAUCUGCAAACUAUGAAUUCCAACUUGAAUUUGAAUGGGUUUCUUCUGCCAAUUGCAGCAAUGAAUGUGAUAAGCAUCCUACCUUUAUUAAUUCUUGCUCCUUUUCUUGAGUGUCUCAGCACUUGCCUAUUUCCUCAAAAGAGGGGAGGACCACUGUCAAUAUGCAUUAUUGCUGGUAACCUUUCUGCUGCCUUGUCUGUGAUGGGAGCUGGCUUCUUUGAGAUACAUAGAAAAAACUUCCCUCUGGUGGAGCAGAUUCUUUCUGGCAAAAUUCUUCCAGUUUCUGCCAUGCCUUGUCUCCAACUGGCUCCUCAGUAUGUUUUACUUGGUGUGGCUGAAGCUCUAGUAAAUCCAGCCUGUUCUGCAAUAUCAUAUAAGCUCAUACCAAGUAAAGUCAGAGGAAUCUCCAUGAAUUUUUUGGCUCUGUUUAAUGGAUUUGGUUGCUUCAUGGGGGCACUGAUGGUGAAGGUAGUAUAUACAACUUCAGAAGGCAAUUGGUUUCCAAAUGCAUUAAACAAAGGCAAUUUAGAAAAUACCUUCUUCUUUUUGGCAUCAUUAAUGUUGUUGGACAUCCUGGGAUUCUGGAGCAUUUCACAUAGAUACUGUAAUCUAGAUCAAUUUCAUAACCAGAGAAUCAGGAGACACCAUCCUGAAGAAACACUUCUCCAAAAUGACCAGUAUCUAAAAUAUUAUGACAGUAUCAUGGAAUCUUCUUCCACUAUUGAUGCUUAUGAGACAACCUUGUGAAACUGGAUGUGACAUAUCAUCACAGUGUUUUUGAUAUGUAAUCUUCAGGCUGAGUGAUUUGUAUAUCUUGAUAUA
Phascolarctos cinereus (koala) is the source of this 1809-nucleotide messenger RNA. RefSeq names its product solute carrier family 15 member 5 (gene SLC15A5). Gene Ontology annotation, cellular component: membrane. Lineage: Eukaryota; Metazoa; Chordata; Mammalia; Diprotodontia; Phascolarctidae. The record is from RefSeq and is a predicted model, not a curated record. Gene Ontology annotation, molecular function: transmembrane transporter activity. Gene Ontology annotation, biological process: transmembrane transport.